GCAUUCCAAGGCUCGGAGCCCGCAGGGCCGGGCAACGUUCCCAAGGACGCCUGCGCGCUUGCGCCCAGCUUUGAGCCAGCCCGCGGCGUGGUGUUCUGGUGCUGGCUAUGGCACCCUGGUUGGGAGUCGGGCUCCUGCGGCUCACUCCCAUCGGUGCCCUGUGGCUGAUCCUGGCCUCCGCCUUCCUCCUGGCCCUGCUGCUGCAGUCUGUGCCGCCCAGCGCCUUUCCCCAAGGCCCCUUGGCUCUGUCUACCUUUUUCAAGGACCUGAUUCGCUAUGGAAAAACCAAGAGCGUGGGGCAGCUGCGCCCGACCUCCUACGAGGUCUUCGAUUUGCCCAAGAGGUGGUUUUCCCAUUUCUAUAUCAUUUCGGUGGCGUGGAACGGCUUCUUGCUUUUGUGCCUGACCAGGGCCCUGCUCCUGGGAACACCCUUUCCAGGGUGGCUUCAUGACUUGCUUGGGAAACUCGGGGCUUCCCAGAUACAAGGUGAUGAGCUGGCCCUGUCUGCCUUCUUGGUUCUAGUGUUUGUCUGGCUGCACAGCAUCCGCAGGCUCAGCGAGUGCCUCUUCAUCAGCGUGUUCUCCGAGAGUGUGAUUCACGUGGUUCAGUACUGCUUUGGAAUCUCUUAUUAUAUUAUUAUUGGCCUAACUGUGCUGAGCCAAGUGCCGGUUAAGGGCAGAAAUGUUUACGUAGGGAAAAGUCUGUUGAUGCAGGCGCGUUGGUUCCAUAUCCUGGGAAUGAUGAUGUUCAUCUGGGCAUCUGUCCAUCAGUACAGGUGCCAUGUCAUCCUGGCUAAUAUGAGGAAGAAUGAUUCAGGGGAGGAGAACCCCUGCCAGUCUCAAGAUGGAUACUUCCAGGAUGGCAGGCAACCUGGGCCCAACAAGAAGAGCCACCGUGGCCUCCAACCACUGGGAAUGCCCCAACAAUUGACUGCAGCAAAUGACCAUUGGGGUUCAUUCAGAAGAGCUCAGGAUUUGGGGAGGAACCAUGGGGCAGAGCCUUCUCAGCAACACCCCGCCCCCCCCACUCCCCCACUGUUUUACAUUUGGAUUAAAGCUGCAGAGACAUCUUUUCGACCAACUGUGCCAGUCCUUAAAAGUGAAGUUACUGAAUUACGUUAUAUUAAAGUAUUCUUGUGAGCUGGGAUUUUCUAGGGUUGGCCUUUUUUGUGUUUGUGUAGGAAUAAAAGACCUGGCCCUUCAUCCAUUCCUAUUGUAGUCCCAGGACCUUUUUCACUUGCCCCUUUCUUUCCCCAGAGGUUGGGUUGCCCUCAGGCGAAGGCACAGAAAAGAGGAGAGUUUACUCUCCCUCAGACCAGCUGGACCCCUGGGGACAGAUCCUAUUCUAGGCCUUGUGGGCUCAGCAGGAGUGCCUCAAGGCACCUGUGAUGGUAUCAGGGUUCUCUUUUUUCAUUUUUCCUAAAAGGCCACAGAACUGUCCCUCAGUCUCCCUGGAUGUGACUUCUCAGCCACCUAAGGAGUUAAAAGUGCUUCCAUGGAGUUAGGGCUGCUCUAGCCAUCUGAUGGGUCACAGGAGCCACCCUGUUGGUCAAAUGUAUUUCCAUAUGGAAAGAAGAUCUAUGACUACAAAGUGCCAUCAGAUCCUUGGUGCAAUAUAUGCACGGUAUUUGGGCUGUAAGCCUUCUCUUGUUAACUGCUCCAUGACUUACAAGUACCCCAACUAAAACUGAGCUGACAGGUUGCAGCCCUGGAGGAGAUGGCCUUGUGGCUCACAUCCUGUUUGAGUUGAGGCAGGGCACUGCAAAUACAAGGGCUGAGCCAUCAGGGGACCAAACACUGCCUGGAACCCGGGCAUAGGAGCCCCUCUGAUCAUGUAUGGGACAGGGAACUCCAGCACCCUCUCCUUGUUGACCUUUUUGCAGAAGGUGGUCUGACCCAAGAAUAAAACUAAACUUUCUAAAGUGCACAUCUGAGUGUGGCAUCCCCCUCUCUUCAGUUACCUGACAUCUCUGGGACCAAGUGGCAGGAUAUUCCAGGACACCAAGGUUCUUCCCCAAGCCAAAAUGCCAAGCAUUCAAAUUCUACUGCAGAGAGGGCAACUUUGAUAGGCUGGCCAUGCUGCUCAAAUGCCCAACACACUUUGCCUUAAAGACUAUUUUACUGAGAACACACACAAGGCAUAGAGGUCAGAAGGAGAGCUGUAAGGAAAUUCUUAACAUCUCUCUGAAGAAUUUAGUAUUAUUGGGAGACAUGGGAGAUGCUAGCACAGGACCAUCCAGGAUGGUGUGCAGACAUUAAAGAAGAGUCUGUGCUCUAUGAGCAAAGCAGAAUUGUAGUAGCUCAAAAGAAACAUGAGAUGCACCAACUUAAAGAUAUCUCCAUCCUAAAUGUGCCCAACCUGUGGGAGAGCCUUCUGAGUUCAGUGGUCUGAGCAGACACACUGUACACUGACACCAACAUAGGAUUUUGGUCCUCUUUGAGUAAAAAGACAGCCACCACCAAGUAUCAAAUAGGAAAUCCUCUGCUUGGCCUUCAGAGCCCUUCAUAACCUGGCCCUCUUCUACCUUUCCAAUCUUUUUAUUCACCCUAGCAUACUUUGCAAGCUAAUAAUACUGACCUUUUUUGCUAUUCUUCACACAAGACAAUUAAUCCCCUGACUAGAGGCAUUUUCCCUGGCUGUCCCCCAUACCUGGAAUUCUCUUCUUCCUCAUCUCCAUUACCUGAAUUCCCUGGCUUUCUUAAAGUCCCAUGGCCUUUCCCAACCCCACCUGAAUGCCUUCCCUCAGUUGAUUAUCUCCAAUUUAUCUAGGGUAGGUAUAUGUACUUUUUGUAAAUAGCUGUUUGCAUGUUGUCUCCAUUAGAUUGAGAGAUCCUUGACAGUAAGGACUACUUUUGGCCUUUCUUGGUAUCCCCAGUGUCUGGCACAGAGUAGCUUCUUAAUAACUGCUGGUUCACGGAAUAUCUGGAUGAAAGGAAACUGGUUUGGAACAUUCAGCAACAACAAUGAACUUUCAGUUUUAGAGACCAUGUUCUGAAAGCCAAAGGGGAGCAAGCCAAAUGGAGCCUUUGUCCAUGCAAGUGAAAGGAUACUCUCCUAAGAGGAUUGGGGACUGAUUGACAGGGCACAGAUAGGAACUCACCAUAUAAUCUUUGACCCAGAGGUUCUGAUUCCAGAGAUACCCAUUCCACUGAGAUUGGAGUCAUGAGAUAAGAGUUGGAAAUGAGGAAGAGAUUUAAGAAUUUCUACUAGUGACAAAAAAAUCCCUAGAAUUUUCUUAUGACUGCUUCCAUCAGGAGGGUGAUUCUCUGCCCUAAAGGAGCAGGAGCUGGGCAGGUUUUCUCCAUCAAGAAACUAGAGGGGUUUCAGGAGAAGUUAAAGCAGACAUCUAAUGAGUCAGCACAGCAAUGGCUCCUAGUCUAAUGGAGCCAAGGCUAAGAUGCUCUUCACAGCUGAGUGCCAACGGUUGGGAAAUUCUCAGAGGACUUUCAUGUAUAAUCAGGUAAAUAGAUUAGCACCUCUGGAUGGAGACUGCCUUCUAUCUUUUUAGGUGGUUGAGUUGGGAAUUAUUCACACAUGGCUCCAUAAAGAAAAACUCACAUCACAGCUAGUUCCCCACAGGGAUCUGAAUGAAACAGGUUGAAGUUCUUUUUUUUUUUUUAAACCCUUACCUUCCGUCUUGGAGUCAAUACUAUGUAUUGGCUCCAAGGCAGAAGAGUGGUAAGGGCUAGGCAAUGGGGGUCAAGUGACUUGCCCAGGGUCACACAGCUGGGAAGUGUCUGAGGCCAGAUUUGAACCUAGGACCUCCCGUCUCUAGGCCUGGUUCUCAAUCCACUGAGCUACCCAGCUGCCCCCCAGGUUGAAGUUCUUAAAGGAAAUAGGGUUGAAAGAUUGGAUUUAUGACCUCCCCUCAACCCAUAAAUUAAAAAAAAAGCAUACACCCCAUGACUAGCCUGUUUUCUGGAGAGAACCCCAAUAAGCUUUAGGUUUUAGCUAUAGAUCUUCCUGUCACACAACUAUGCAAAUAUCAGCUGACUGGUGAAAUUUGAGAUCAAGUCAGGAGGCCAAGGCUGUUGUGACUUUGUUUCUUUGUUUCUUUUUUUUUUUAACCCUUUCCUUCCCUCUUGGACUCAAUACUGGGUAUUGGUUCCAUGGCAGAAGAGUGGUAAGGGCUAGGCAAUGGGGGUUAAGUGACUUGCCCUGCGUCACAUUUUUAAAAAAAAUUUUAAACCUUUAUCUUCCAUCUCAGAAUUAAUACUAUGUAUUAGUUCCAAGGUAGAAGAACAGUAAGGGUUAGGCAAUGGAGAUUAAGUGACUUGCCCAGGAUCAAACAGUUAGGAAGUGUCUGAGGUCAUAUUUGAACCUAGGACCUCCUGUCUCUGGGCCUGACUGUCAAUCCACUAAACCACCCAGCUGCCCCAGGCAGUUGUGACUUUGGCAAAUUCUGUUGUUAGUAUGACUAGGGCAGUACUACCCUCUCCAAACCAAUCUGGGUAGGUUGAGGGCAAUGACACCCUUUCCAGUACAACAUAUUUGAUGUUACCAUGAGUGUUUUGGUAAUGAAAAAUAAAAAAGCUAAAAUGUAACCAACAACUUAUUUCUUAAAGUCAUGAAAUGACAUUUAUCUAGCAUUUUAUACAAAAUGCUUUCAUGUCCACACUUUUACCUUGAAAAUUAGGUAAACUAGAUAUAGAUCAGAAAAUUGAGGUUCAAAAAGGGAAAGUGAUUUGCUCAAGAUGGAACAGCAAGUCUCAAAACUAGAACUGAAUUACUGGUUUUCUGACUUAGAAUUCAAUUUUAUUUCUAGCUUUGUGAUGAUUUCUGUUAGCCAGUAGGGAAAGUGAAGACCUAAUUAGAAUAACAUAGGUUUUCAAAUGGAAUCAAAAGAAAUUAUAAUUGAAAUAGCAAUGCUUUUACAUUGUUCUUCCAAAGACAAUCUCCAACUUCCUAGUAGGAGGAAUCCCCCCCCCCCCAUACUACAUUAAGAAUAUAUACAGCUGGGAAAAUUGGAGGACAGUGUGGGAAAGAUUAGGUUUAGAUCAACACCUCACACCCUACACCAAGAUAAAUUCAAAAUGGGUGAUUGACUUGAACAUAAAGAAGGAAACUAUAAGAAAAUUAGGUGAACACAGAAUAGUAUACAUGUCAGACCUUUGGGAAGGGACAGGCUUUAAAACCAAGCAAGACUUAGAAAGAGUCACAAAAUGCAAAAUAAAUAAUCUGGAAUACAUCAAAUUAAAAAGUUUUUGUACAAGCAAAACCAAUGUAACUAAAAUCAGAAGGGAAGCAACAAAUUGGGAAACAAUCUUCAUAAAAACCUCUGACAAAGGUUUAAUUACUCAAAUUUACAAAGAGCUACAUCAAUUGUACAAAAAAUCAAGCCAUUCUCCAAUUGAUAAAUGGGCAAGGGACAUGAACAGGCAGUUCUCAGCCAAAGAAAUCAAAACUAUUAAUAAGCACAUGAAAAAGUGUUUGACAUCUCUUAUAAUCAGAGAGAUGCAAAUUAAAACAACUCUGAGGUAUCACCUCACACCUAGCAGAUUGGCCAACCUGACAGUAAAGGAAAGUAAUGAAUGCUGGAGGGGGUGUGGCAAAGUAGGGACAUUAAUUCAUUGCUGGUGGAGUUGUGAAUUGAUCCAAUCAUUCUGGAGGGCAAUUUGGAACUAUGCCCAAAUGAUAAGAGACUGUCUGCCCUUUGAUCCAGCUAUAGCACUGUUGGGUUUGUACCCCAAAGAGACAAUAAGUAAAAAGACUUGUACGAGAAUAUUCAUAGCUGCACUCUUUGUGGUGGCCAAAAAUUGGAAAAUGAGGGGAUGCCCUUCAAUUGGGGAAUGGCUGAACAAACUGUGGUAUAUGUUGGUGAUGGAAUACUAUUGUGCUAAAAGGAAUAAUAAAGUAGAGGAAUUCCAUGGAGACUGGAACAACCUCCAAGAAGUGAUGCAGAGCGAAAGGAGCAGAACCAGUAGAACAUUGUACACAGAGACUGAUACAUUGUGGUACAAUCGAAGGUGAUGGACUUCUCCAUUAGUAUCAAUGCAGUGACCCUGAACAAUCUGCAGGGAUCUAAAAAACACUAUCCACAAGCAGAGGAUAAACUAUGGGAAUAAAAACACUGGAGGAAAAGCAACUGCUUGACUACAGGGGGGAAGGGGAUACACUGAGGAGUGACUCCAAUUGAACACUCUAAUGCAAAUACCAACAACAUGGAAAUGGGUUCGAACCAAGAACACAAGUGAUACCCAGUGGAAUCGUGCGCCGGCUAUGGGAGAGGUGGUGGGAAGGGGGUGGGGGGGAGGAAAAGAAAAUGAUCUUUGUUCCCAAUGAAUAAUGUUUGGAAAUGACCAAAUAAAAUAAUGUUUAAAGUGAAAAAAAAAAA
This is a messenger RNA of Monodelphis domestica (gray short-tailed opossum), 6334 nucleotides long. It is a transcript of the gene SRD5A3, whose product is annotated as steroid 5 alpha-reductase 3. Gene Ontology annotation, molecular function: 3-oxo-5-alpha-steroid 4-dehydrogenase activity. The record is from RefSeq and is a predicted model, not a curated record. Lineage: Eukaryota; Metazoa; Chordata; Mammalia; Didelphimorphia; Didelphidae. Gene Ontology annotation, cellular component: endoplasmic reticulum. Gene Ontology annotation, biological process: dolichol-linked oligosaccharide biosynthetic process; polyprenol catabolic process.